This is a messenger RNA of Ctenocephalides felis (cat flea), 2385 nucleotides long. It is a transcript of the gene sals, whose product is annotated as glutamic acid-rich protein. NCBI's taxonomy places the organism in Eukaryota, Metazoa, Arthropoda, Insecta, Siphonaptera, Pulicidae. The transcript has 15 exons. The coding region runs from base 213 to 2297 and encodes 694 amino acids. The record is from RefSeq and is a predicted model, not a curated record.
AUUUGAAAAAAUUAAUUAUUUGAGUGAAUUUUGACCAUUUCGUGAGAAGAUUUAAAUCUUCUUUAAUUAAGUUAUCAAGUGAGAUAUUUUUGCAAAACUUGGAAAUUUGAAAAAUAAGUGAUAUCCAAGUGGUUAGAAAAAAUGCAUUUAAAUUGAUCUUAGUGUACAUGAUUUAGGAACUAUUCUUGUGGGAAUUAUAAGCAUAUAUCAGGAUGCCCAUUGGGAGCAAUCCUCCUGUGCGUGCUGCAGGCAGACCGCCAUGGGUUAGAGAUGGGCCAAAGCCAAUACCGGUGCCAGCUGCACCAUGGACAUUAAAUAGACGAGGACAACAACAGCAAGGAGAAGAUGGUCAGACAUCUCAAGCAGCAGCUCAACCGUCACAGACGACGCCCAGAAAAACUACACAGAUUACAAUACAACCUGCUGAGAACGGAGCACCAAAACAGGCUAAACUACAAUCUCGUGAAGUAAAGGUGCCUAUAGUAACCGAAAAACCCGCGACUAAAAUAACGACGUCAGUCAGAAAGAAAUCGAACGAUGAACCACCUCCAGCAGCAAAGAAGGUCGAAGCUACACCAGAACCGCCAAAACCUAAAGUUGAAAGUAAAAUCAGGACACAAAAUAGGCAGAUACAAGAUAAAGAAGAAGCUAGGGAGACAUUAGAGAAAGUAAUUCCGGUGCAGAGGGUUAAAAGUUUAGCAAAACAGGAUAGUAUUAAAGGUCCACCAAUAGGCCCGCCAUUGCCACCUCCUCCACCACCGCCGCCUCCAAAUGCACCACCACCAGAUUUUAAGAAAAAACCAAUAACAGAACAACAAGCUAAAAGAUUGCAAGCCCUUAGAUCAAGGCCCAGGAAGCGUCCAGAUUGGACAGACAUGAUGAAAGAAGUUGAAAGUGGCCGCAAAUUGAAGCAUGUCGAAUGUAACGACAGAUCCGGACCAAUACUUUCCAAAUCAAUGUUGUUUAAAGCAAAGGGCUCGUUUGUAUACGAGUCAGAAAAGGACAAUGUUCACAAUAAACUGCUUAAACAAAUUCAAUUUGGUGUUCCGCUUAAGAAAGUUAAAUGCAACGAUAGAAGUAAACCAAUCCUUGAUGGGCUCAGGAAGUUCAGGAGGCAGAUGACCAUAGAAGAACAAAUUCAAAAAUCGCAAAGUCAGGCAAAUUUGUCAGAGCCCCCUGUAGAAGAAGAUGAAGUUGACGAAAUGGAUGAUAUUGAUAAAGUUCGAGAUGAUCUUCAAAGUACAAAACAACUCUUAGCAUUAGAAUUAAGAAAUAAAGAAGCUCAAGUGCGAGAAAAUAAGCGUCUUUUAGCACGUAUACAAAAUUUAGAAGCCGAACUAGAAUUGGAAAGAGCUAGGGUGGCUCCUCAAGAAGUUAAAACAGCAGGUUCUGCACCAGAUGAAACUCUUAUUAAGGCUCUUAAGAAUGAGGCAAGUGCAGCAAGGAAGCAUGCAGAAGAUUUGGAGACUAAAUAUCAAAAGGCUGCAGAGAUGUUAGACAACGCCAAGAGCAAUUUAGAAGAACAGAAGAAACAAAAUGCACUCUUAGAGAAAAAAUUACAACAAGCUCUUCAGGGUUGUCAGCGCUUAAUUAAGGAGGAGAUUCCAAAACGCAGAGUUUAUGAUUUUGAACCUGAUAGCGAUAUGGAUUCAAAGAAUGAUACACGAAGGGCAAGCGAAGCACCAAAUGCACAAGAGCCAGAAGAAGAAGAGGAAGAAGUGAUAUCAGAAACAGAAUCAGAUAGUGAUGAUGAUGAAGAAACUCGUAAGGAAAAGGCAGCUAAGAGAUUACAGAGAGAGAUCAAGAUGUUAAGUACCAAACUAAGGAAUUAUAAAGAUAAGCAAGUUGUGGCCAAAAAGGAGCGUAAGGCACUUAAAGAUUGCUUCAAGAAACAACAAGUUGCUUUAAAGGAAGAGAAAAAGAAAUAUAAGGAGUUGCAAAAAGAAGUAGAUAAAAUGGCAGCAUUGAUGAAGGAUGCUUCUGAUGAUGAAGAAGAGGAAUCAUCAGAAGAAGAGGAACCAGAAGAAGAAGAAUCAGAAGAAGAAAGUAGCGAAUCUGAAGAAAGUGAAUCAGAGAGUGAAAGUGAAAGCGAGGAUGAGGAUGCUACAGAUGAACAAAAGAAGAAAAUGCUUGAAACAAGAGCAAAACGGCAUGAGGGCAUCUUGAAUGCUCUGAAGAAAGGAAACUAUUUAUUAAAAGCUAAUGUAGAUCGACAAAGAGAUGACCUUAAUAAGCAAAGAGAAAUGUCUAUAACUCUACAAGAAGAUUUAAAUUCGGUUCUUUCUGAACUUGGCUGAUCCUUACUUUACAUAUCAUAAAAAAUAUAAAUUAUAUUAAAAUCUAGGCUUUAGCAUAACCAUUUAAAGUGCAAAUAUGUUACAAGUA